GAAGCUUGUUUCUUCAGAUAUGGGUGAAGUGGAGCAAAGAGUGACAACAGGAUCUCGGCUGGGAGGACAGGAGAAUGCUGGCAUCAGUACUCUGGAACAUGGACAGAAAUUGCCUACAACACCUACAGGAAAACUUAUUUCUAUCAAAAUCCAGAUGCUGGAUGAUACCCAGGAAACAUUUGAAAUUCUGCAAAGAGCUCCAGGAAAGGUUUUAUUGGAUGCAGUCUGCAACCAUCUGAAUCUUGUUGAAGGUGAUUAUUUUGGCCUUGAGUUUCUGGAUCAUAAGAAGGUCAUGGUUUGGCUGGAUCUUUUGAAACCUAUCAUAAAACAAAUCAAAAGACCUAAGCAUGUCAUUCUAAAAUUUGUGGUGAAGUUCUUCCCACCUGAUCAUGCUCAGCUACAAGAAGAAUUAACAAGGUUGGUGUACUUAUUUGCAUUGCAAGUAAAACAGGAUUUAGCACAAGGAAGACUAACCUGUAAUGACACUAGUGCUGCUCUCUUAAUAUCACAUAUUGUACAGUCUGAGAUUGGGGAUUUUGAUGAAACCAUUGAUCGUGAACACUUAGCAAAAAACAAAUAUAUACCUCAGCAAGAAGCUUUAGAAGACAAAAUAAUGGAAUUUCAUCAUAAUCAUAUUGGUCAAACGCCAGCAGAAUCUGAUUUCCAGCUGCUUGAGAUUGCCCGUCGUUUGGAAAUGUAUGGAAUCCGGUUGCACCCAGCCAAGGAUAGAGAAGGAACGAAGAUCAACCUAGGGGUGGCUCAUACAGGCAUCCUGGUGUUUCAGGGUUACACGAAGAUAAAUGCAUUCAACUGGGCUAAAGUUCGAAAACUCAGCUUUAAGAGGAAGCGUUUUCUUAUUAAACUACGGCCAGAUGUAAAUAGUAACUUCCAAGACACCCUGGAAUUCCUAAUGGCUAGUCGGGAUUUUUGCAAGGCCUUUUGGAAAAUUUGUGUAGAACACCAUGCGUUCUUCAGGCUCUUUGAGGAACCCAAACCCAAACCCAAACCUGUUCUUUUCACCAGAGGUUCAUCCUUUAGGUUCAGUGGCCGUACUCAGAAGCAGGUCCUUGACUAUGUUAAAGAAGGAGGACAUAAAAAAGUGCAAUUUGAGAGAAAACACAGCAAGAUUCAUUCUGUUAGGAGUCUGACUCCAAAAUCUGCAGAGCAACUUUCUGAGGUGCCAAAACAAAGUGGUAGUUUUACACGUGGAGAUGGUGCUGAUUCCCUGGUUGUGCAAAGCUGCCGACAGGGAAAGGAAUUAAACAUUUCAGUGGAAGAUGGUGGACCACACACAACUCCUUCCCUGAAAAAAAGCCCUAAAGAAGGCCAGGGGAUGGACGGUACUACAAUGGCAACGAUGGAGGAAGAAGAGGAAGUCAUAAAGGACAGGUCACAACUCAGCAGAUCUCAGACGCAGCAGCCAAGCACAGCAGGCUCUCUUGCUGGCAGCCCUCACCUUUCAGAACUGUCAAUCAAUUCUCAAGGUGGACCAGCCAUAGCAAAUGCAACUUUGUCUCCUAAUUUGAGUCCUGACAAUAGGCAAGUUUCUCCAUUGGUCAGUCCCUUGCUGAAUGAUCAAACUGGUGUCCGGGCUGAUGAUGAAGAGGAGGUCAGGAGAAAGAGGUUUCCAACUGACAAGGCAUACUUCAUUGCUAAAGAAGUUUCCACUACAGAACGAACUUACCUGAAAGAUCUUGAAGUCAUCACAUCGUGGUUCCAGAGCACAGUAAGUAAAGAUGACUGCAUGCCAGAAGCACUGAAGAAUCUCAUCUUUUCAAACUUUGAACCUUUGCACAAAUUUCACACCAACUUUCUAAAGGAGAUAGAACAGCGCAUUGCUCUAUGGGAAGGCCGCUCUAAUGCCCACUUGAAAGGAGAUUACCAAAAAAUUGGAGAUGUUAUGCUCAAGAAUAUUCAGAGUAUGAAGCAACUAACUGUUCAUUUGCGAAAGCAUAGUGAAAUUCUGCUAGAGCUGGAAAAUGGGAUCAAGAACUCUCGCAGGCUGGAAGCCUUAUGCAGAGAUUUUGAGAUGCAGAAAGUCUGUUACCUUCCCCUCAAUAUCUUCCUUCUCAGGCCACUGCACAGGCUUAUGCACUACAAGCAGAUAAUGGAAAGGCUCUGCAAACAUUAUCCACCAAAUCAUGUGGAUUUCAGGGACUCCAGAGCUGCUCUGGCAGAAAUUUCAGAGAUGGUGGCCCAACUUCAUAGCAGUAUGCUAAAAAUGGAAAACUUCCAGAAACUGCAUGAACUGAAAAAAGACUUGAUCAUUAUGGACAAUCUGGUGGCUCCAGGAAGGGAAUUUAUUAGGUUGGGUAGUCUCAGCAAGCUGUCUGGGAAAGGCUUACAGCAACGGAUGUUCUUCUUGUUCAAUGAUAUAUUGCUGUACACAAGCAGAGGCCUAACAGCAUCAAAUCAGUUUAAGGUUCAUGGGCAGCUUCCACUGUAUGGUAUGAUGAUUGAAGAGAGUGAAGAAGAAUGGGGGGUUCCCCAUUGCUUUACACUGAGAGGUCAACACCAGUCCAUUGUCGUUGCUGCGAGUAGCCGCAUUGAAAUGGAUAAGUGGACUGAGGACAUACAGAUGGCAAUUGACUUAGCAGAGAACUGUAAUGAUCCUGCUGCUGAAUUCCUUGGAAAUAGCCCACCUGACACAAAGUCCCCCGAAGAAUCCUCUGUAGACCAGGAGUCGGAAGAUGAUCUCAAUGCAUCCCGCACCUCGCUUGAACGUCAGGCUCCUCACCGUGGCAACACUACGGUGCACGUCUGCUGGCACAGAAAUACCAGUGUUUCUAUGGUCGACUUUAGUAUUGCGGUGGAGAACCAACUCUCUGGAAACCUUCUGAGAAAGUUCAAAAACAGCAAUGGGUGGCAGAAACUCUGGGUGGUAUUCACCAACUUCUGCAUGUUUUUCUACAAAUCUCACCAGGACAAUCAUCCCUUAGCUAGCCUUCCUCUGCUCGGUUAUUCACUUACCAUUCCUUCUGAAUCGGAGAACAUUAAUAAAGACUAUGUCUUUAAGCUACACUUCAAAUCCCAUGUGUACUAUUUUAGGGCGGAGAGUGAAUAUACAUUUGAAAGGUGGAUGGAGGUGAUCCGAAGUGCCACAGGCCCAGCCUCGCGCAUCCGUGUAUUAAGUCAUGAAGAAUCCCAUGUUUAUUGAUGGCUGAACUCCAAAUGGUUCAUUCCAGCAACUGCUGCUUUUUUAGAGGAUAUUUGAAUUUAUUUUCCCCUUUUAAGGUUUAGUAAAACACAGAUCUAUUAAAAAAUGUUUUGGAUCAGCUUUUGAAAUAAUGCCUCAGCAGGUUUGUUUACUAUUAUCAGCCAAGUGAUGGUUUCAUGUCUUGUAUUUGUUCUUCGGUGUGGUUUUUUAGCUUGUGCCAGUAUUAAAAUAUUGUCCUUGGAGUGCCAAAUGCCAAAAUAUAUUUCUUUGCCUCAAAAAUUUGCACCAGAAAUAUACAGACCAAUUUUUGUAGCAAUGUUUUUUUUGUAUUUCCUUGAAAACAAGAUGCCUCUUCUUUAAAAUAUAGACCCUCAAAAUGAUUUUUGGACUGAUUUUUUUUUUUCCUAAUUCCUAUCUGUUGCAUUUACCACCUUCAACAUAAACCUGCACAUGGAAGUUCUUUUAUUUUUGGUGGUUUUACAGAGUUUGCUUCUAAAAAUUAAAACUGGCAGCCAAAUAUGUAUUUUGUUUAAUUCAUCUCACUUUCGGAAGUUGGAAAUAUUUCCUUCCGAUAUUGUCGGACGGCUUUGCCUGCUCUUUCCUGGUGAAAAUUAAUAUCCAGAAAUCAUGCGCAAGAAACAGUUUACACAUUUUACCCCAUGAAAUGCUCGUAACGAUGAUGUCUUAGGAAGUUUAAGAUGGUAUAAUAGUUGGUGUAACAAAAUGUCAAUAUCUGUGUUCUACAAAGAUUGUGGCAUUUUUUUGUCAGAAAAUUGGUGUUUCAAUAAGGACAGGUGCAGGUGUUCAGAGGAAACAUUUUUUUCUGUAAUGUUUUGUCCCAAUAUACUGUGUGUUUCUGCACCUUUAUCAGUGGUACUAUAAAUCCAUUCAUAUUUUGUCUGUACAAAUUUGGAAGCAAUUAGCCUUAAAUAUGUUCAUUUAAUCAACUUCAGCCCAGUUAAGAGUCUAAAACAGCCUUUCUCAACCUUUUUUUCCCCUGGAGGAACCCUUGAAGUAAUUUCCAGGGUCAAGGAACCCCUGCAUAAAAGUGGUUAUAUCUAGAGCUGACGGUACAUCAGCGUGAUCAGUAAGCUGGGUUGCCGCAUGUAAAAAUCCCCACUGCUGGGAGUGCUCGCAUUGCAUGGCACACAGAGUUCAAAAAAGCAGUAUUUUUUUUAUAAUAACAAGCUCUCACGGAACCCAAGUUGAGAAAGGCUGCUCUGAAGAUUUGAUUGAGAGUACACACCUUCCAGCAGUUGAAAUAGAUUUAUCGUAAACUAUUACAUGCAAUAUGAAUCCCACCAAGUUUGCCACACGUUUGAGGAACUGGUUACUACCGCAUCAAUCAAUCUCUUGUUUUAAGAGUGGGUUUGCCAAAUAUAGAGGCUCUAUUGUUCCUACAUGGUAUAAACAUGUUUUAAGAUUUGCUUACUGAAAAGGGAAUAAAAUACCUCAACAGCUUUAAACACUGUAUAGUUUGAGGGUUUCUUUUGAAGAUGUUUCUUUCUUGCCAUUUACAAAAAUUUGUUAUUUUGAAUGCGUGUAAUUGAUAUCACAUAAUUUAUGUGUGUGUAACUGAUUUAGGCAACUUACAUUGGGUCGUCAAAAAGCGUCUAUGAAAAGUUGUCUGGCCACAGGCAUGAACCUUCCUUUGGCUUACAUAUCCCAACAUGCAUUUUGCAGUCCAAGGUUGGUUCAAAGCUUUUUCUUUCCAAUACCUUUCCCCCCCCCCCUUGGCUGCGGUUUGAUUUUUCCCACUAAACCAUGAGAUCAAGGCUGAACACCAGAAGGUCACAGAACCUUGUUGCUGUAAAAAGAGUCUCUCAUUUUUUAUUGUUGUUUUGUUUUGAAGUGGAGGAAAGAUGAUCAAAGUCAACCUGGCUGGUGCUGCCCCAAUUAUGUCUUUUUGAAACCUCUUCAGCAAUUCUAUUUCUUAAAGGAGAAGUAAAAGGAAAGGGGGGAAAGCAAAAAGCUACAAAUAGAUUGGGAAAAAAAGAACAAAGUUAAAAAAAAAACAGCUGGAACUAUUUUUAGAGUAGGUUUUACACUGAUGAUGGUUUUGAAGAAGGUCACAUAAGAUCAUCAUGCAAGCUUAUGACAAUCUCUCUUAUUUACUAGAUACAGCUUUUAGCUUGUGCCUUUUCUAUUCAGCAAGGUUUCCAUGGUCUGCUUUUAGCAGCUGGAUUUGCUCCCUGUGGCAGUCACUGUAUCAUAAUGCCAAGGGUGGCACCAGUUUUCAGCUUUUGCCCACUGUCUGCUUCUCAGAGAAUAAAUACCAUAAGCACAACUCACUUAUUCAGUAUUUUUUAUUAGCUAUCAGAUAACCUCUUGCAGGAACAUUGCUUAUGGCAACUUAAUUCUGCUUUCAGCUCGUUACUUGGAUUUCCAUACAAAAUAUAAUAAUCACACCUUUUUUUUCUUAACAUUAAUGUUCAUAAAUUAGCAACAGCACUGAGGGAGGAGCAUAUAAAGAUGUUACCCACUUUACUCCAAAGGUGUAUCUUUCAGACUAUAAUUUAUGCACUUCCAUAUUUUUUAAAUAAUUAAAAUUAUAAAGUUAAUUAGGUAAUUAACUGAAAGAGUUUGAUUUAUGCCAAGUGUGUUGACAUUUCCUAGAUCAUAUGUAGGUUGGAAUAACUAAAGAAAGGAAGUAAACAACUCCCCUUACUGACAGAAGCCACCCUUGUCUGACCAGUUAAGAUAUUAUCACUUGGAAACAAGGAAAUACUGUAUUUAGAAGUAUGCAUCAGCUAUGAGUCACUUUGUUCUUAAGAGCAGCAAUUUACACAAUUACAUUACAACCUCAUUUGAGGAUACCAUACAAAGCUUAUGGGAGAGAGUUUCUUUUGCUUGAGAUGGCCAAGAUGAUUAUCCUUAGUUCAUUAUACUUUCUUUACAAUUCCACCUGUCGCCUUUUGGUAUGAGUAAAACUUUCUAAAGUUACUUCAGUUCCAGUGAGGAUAUUCCAUACUUGUAUUUCUUUAUCCUCAGAUUUACAAAGGUGACCAAUUAAAGGAAUACAUUAGAUACCAGAAUAUUAGCACUUCAUUUUGAUACAAUAGGAAGGGGUUAACUUAGUUCAAUUUCUGAUGUUAUUUAUGAACUUCUGUUACAAUUUGUUACGUAACACUGUUUGGACAACAACUUUCUACCUUACCAUAAGACAUUUGGCAAGAUAUGUGGCAUUUUUAUAAAAUGACUGACUGGAAAACUGGUAUGCACAUUGGUGGUGUAGGUCCAGACUUAGUCAAAUAUGCAUGACACAUCCUAUAUCCAAACUGAUUUCAACAAGUGUACUUUAAGUAUGGCUGAUCCAAUUCCUUCCUUUAUCCUUCCCUUAUCCUUCUGUUUUAGUGUAGCCACGACUGGAAAAAAUACUCAAAAUUCUUAGGCAAUUUUUCCAUCUGUAUGCAGCCUAACAGGGUUGAGGAGAAUAUUUACAUCCAUUUUUCCAGAACAUGGUGGCCAUAACAGUAUUUGGACUUGCAGAAGUGCAAUUUCUUAUGGUUCUGUUUUUCCCCUUCAAGUGUCAUUAAAUUUUGAAAGCUACUUUCUUGUAAAAUAUCUGAUAUAAAUACGCUGAUCAAUGACAUAACAAAAUGGUUGUAUUUCUUUAUUUCUGUGUCAUGAAACAUACACGGUUUUGAGAAUAGGUUGAUAUCUGACAUAAGCAAAUAUACUGUAUACAGUUAUAAACAGCAGAAUUACAGAAGUAAACAGAGCCUGAUCAAAGAAUAGGUCUUCACUGCAUAUGUCACAUGAUGGCUAAAAAAUGGGACCUCCAUGUAUAGAGAUAAAAAAGGCAUUCCCAGAUGCUUAUGAAAAAAAUAAGCUAGGUAUUAGACUGCUGUGUUUGUGCAUUUCCAAAAAGCAGCUGUUGACCAGCAUUAGACAUUUGCCAUAAUUCAGCAAGGAAAUCAUAGUUUUAUGCUUCUCUAAAGAGCAACCAGCUCAUACUUAGAAUAUUUUAUCCAACUACUGUGAAUUCCUCAGCUGUGUAGAUGCUCCAUAUAUUCAGAAUCCUUACUAAAAGUUACUAGAAGAUAGAAAUGUACAAUUACUGCUCUCUUCCUAAGUGUAAGUAAUUUUAUAUCUGAAGACCUUUAAAGUUGGUUUAUGGCUCUGACUAUAAAACAUCCCUAAUUAAGACAUUUCCAGUUCAUCAUAAUGUACUACAGUAACUAUGCUAACCUAAAAGAGCAAAAAUGAAGUCUUGUGGCAUCUUAACCAAUUUAUUACGGCAUAAAUUGGAUUAGAGAUCAGUGAGAUUGAUUUACUAAAAUAUUUUAAAUUGAAAGCUUUCCAGGAAAUACUCUGGGAUACUUAGUGUAAUUUUCUGAAAUAUUACAAGUAUUCUAAUGUACAUAAUUUUCAAAAUUUCACACAGUAUUAUAUACCUUUAUGUUGUGUAUAUUAUGGAAAGGAGGAUUUUACAUGCUAAUUUAAGCACUUCCAACACUCUAUGCAUCAUAUAUGCACAUACUUUUCCUGGGAUAGCCUCUCCCUCCCCUCCCAAAACCCCUGUGUGAAAUGACCUGUUUGGACUAAUAUAAGAUCCAUAAGUUACUGUACAUUGCUAAUUCAUUUUAUAAAGCAAUGCAUUUUUGGAAAUGAAAAUGGUCCCACGAAAAUGUAUAUCCUUUCCACACCACUGGACUAAGCUUCUACUUUGUCAGAUGCACAAGUGUUACUAAAAUUGUGUGUACAUCCAUAUACAUUAUGAGUGCCAAAGGGAAAAAAAAUCAAUCAGAUGGAAAGCCAUGAAACUCUAGAUGUAACUUUGCAAAAUUCACUUGAAGUCCUUGUCUGCAUUCUACAGGUAUUUCACAGCAUUUCAAUCCCACUACAAUAUAGAAUUGCUAUUUGUGUGAUAAAAUGGACUCUAGCCCAUGAACAUUUAUGUAACAGUAAAUCAGUAAGCCCUUAAGAUGCCAAAAUAACACUUUUGCCAUUUUGUGUAUUUACAACUUCAGUUCAGUAGCAGAUCUACGAGGACACAAUGAAGCUUAAGUUUCAUGUUUGUGCUUUGGCUCACUGUCUAUAUAUGAGGGAGGAAGCCAAUUUCAUGACUUUGUACCUAACACACCUGCCAUCUUUCCACUCCAAAAUCAGAUAAUAAAAUCUUCCAUCCAUUGAUACAUAUAUAAGCCAAUGUACUAAUUAUUACCCCUGUGUGCACUAAUGACUGCAAAAUUCUACUAUCUAUUAAUGAAAGCACACACUUUUCAAUAGGUCCUAAAACUAUUACAAAAACAUCAAUAUUGAAAAUUAUGAAAAAUACAAAAGGUUUCAUAUAAAGGUCAAGAACCAAACAAAACAGUGCAAUGAACUACAAGGGGGGAAAAACGGCACCUAAGUGACGUUGUGAGUAAACAGGAGCAACUUCUCACAAUUUUCCCAGAAAAAACAGUGAUCUUCCAGUUCAUUUACAAGGGGGUGGCUGUAAUGGAAUUAUGUCUUCUAAUUAAAUAGUUAAAAAGUGGCCCAACAGACUCAGACAGAAAACCUUUGUAGUUUGAAAGACUUGGGUUACUUUUAGACUGCUUAGCAAUUUCAUUAUGCAAAAUGGGAAAUUUCUCCUCUAUACAUAAGCAAAUUGUGGUGCCCUCUGGUAAAAAGGUUAAGACAGAACUCUUACCUUAUUCGAUAGGCAGAAAACAGUGCUAACUCUACCAUAAACUGCCACAGAAUAAUCCUGAAUACAUACAACACUGCAAUGCUGGGUUUUUCUAGGACAGUUCUAAAACAGUAUUUAAUAAACAAUAAAGUUAAACGGUCAAAGUAAAAAUGGACUCAAAACUACAACAACAACAAAAUACAGGUAGUCCCAGGUUUAAGAACGAGUUCUGUUCCCAAGGUCUGUCCUUAAA
This is a messenger RNA of Python bivittatus (Burmese python), 9027 nucleotides long. NCBI's taxonomy places the organism in Eukaryota, Metazoa, Chordata, Lepidosauria, Squamata, Pythonidae. The record is from RefSeq and is a predicted model, not a curated record.